AUGAUUCGUAUUUUUACCAACGGUUCUAUAUAUUUACCUUAUUAUGAUAUAUUUGUUGAAUCGUCAUCAUAUUGUCUCGCCGUCGUCGACGGGAGUGAAUUCCAAGUGAUCUACUGUUCCGAAACUUAUGACAAGACCGAGGAGAUAACUGAUAAUGAGCCCUUGAAUUUUGACGAAGAUAUUUUGCAAAUAAGUGCCGAUAUAGUGACUAUAUUACUUUUGGGGUCAGUAUUUUUGGUGUAUUCCAUAUUGCCAGAACUCCAAAAUAAACACGGCUUUAUGUUGCGCAAUUAUAGCGGUGCCGUGUUUGUUGCAUACGGAAUUGAUCUGGUGUAUAUUUUUAUCAAAUCGGAUAUACAGUAUCCCGUCUGCGUUACAAUAGCCUUUUUAUACUUCUUGAGCAUCAUAUCGAGUUACUUAUGGUUAACUAUAAUGAGUUUUGAUAUGUGGUGCACAUUCAGAGGAUUUUGUUCGUUACAAAGAAACAUCAUACGAGAAAAAAGAAAGUUGAUAUAUUAUACGAUCUUUGCGUGGGGAUGUCCCUUUGUGCUUGCUAUUUUAUCUGUCAGCAUGGAAAUUCUUUCCGCGUACGUAAAAGUACCACCGAUUUUGCGACCGGAAUUUUAUUUAGCAAAUUGCUGGUUUAAUGAGACUGGUCCGUAUGUGUUGUAUUUUUAUGGGCUCAGUAGUAUGUGCGUCAUCAGUAGCAAUUGUUUAUCUAUUUAUACGGCAUUAAAAAUUGCGCGUUUCAAAAAGGAAUCGGGUCCUUGUCUGAAAGAUUCGGAGAAUAAAUGCUUUAACGAUAAUAAAAAAUGGUUUAAUUUAUAUCUGCAGCUAUUUAUCGUGCUAUUUAUCUUAAUAGGCAUACAAUGGCUAAUGAUAACAGCGUCAUUAGCUGACAAUGUAUAUGAAAUUUACUACUGGUAUGGUAUGAGUUUGAUGGACAUUAUGCAGAGUCUGUGCGUCUUUAUCAUAUUUGUGUGUAAAAAAAGGAUCAAGCGUAUGUUAUUCAAGCGAUUCGGCUGCGGUUUGUCGCCAAAUACUUGACACGGAUCGAAUGCAACAUUUUCAAGCAUUAUUACUACGUCAAAAAAAAUAGUCAUACAGGAGAAGAUGAGUUUUUUCGGACGAGCAAGAAGUCACACUGAUAGAAUCGACUUUUAAUUUUUAUUUGAAAAUGGA
Molecule: messenger RNA, 1182 nt
Organism: Nylanderia fulva
Lineage: Eukaryota; Metazoa; Arthropoda; Insecta; Hymenoptera; Formicidae
Source: RefSeq, a predicted model, not a curated record